Messenger RNA from Necator americanus (New World hookworm), 549 nucleotides. RefSeq lists its product as uncharacterized. NCBI's taxonomy places the organism in Eukaryota, Metazoa, Nematoda, Chromadorea, Rhabditida, Ancylostomatidae. The record is from RefSeq and is a predicted model, not a curated record. The coding region runs from base 1 to 549 and encodes 182 amino acids. The transcript has a single exon.
AUGGAUUCGGAUGAGGAAAUACCAGGAUCCUGUAUCAUAGAGGGUGCACUAGACAACACAAUUUCCGUAGGAGAAGCUGUGAAGAUGCCUGAAGAGGAGUUGAACAUGGUGAAAAGUAAUUAUACCAAAGCAGAGGAGGAGGUGAUAAAUGUAAUAAAUCAGCUUCUUGAUCGUGUACAAAUAGAAUCUGCUGCAUUCCAUUCUAUCACUGACGGAAGACAUGUAGAGGAAGGAUUGGAUAGAGAAAUAGAAGCUAAAAUGGAAGUAGAAACAAAUGCGUUCGUGGAAGGAAGACUUUCCACUACCUUAAUCACUUCUGAUGCUUUAUGCAGAAAGGAGACUCCCAUUGAGCAGCCGUCAAGCUCAAGGGGAGACCCCGAAAAGAAAGCCAUAGUGGAGUCCUUUCUGGCUAAGCUUGAGAACGCAGCAGUAAAACUGAACAGACGCGAAUGCCGAGCGCUGCAGAGGGAAAUAGAAGCAGCUCAUGGUCUUGAGAGGACCUUUCCGUCUCCACUCAGCAGUAAACCUCUGUGGAUGCGUGGUCCAUGA